Penicillium olsonii is the source of this 2643-nucleotide messenger RNA. NCBI's taxonomy places the organism in Eukaryota, Fungi, Ascomycota, Eurotiomycetes, Eurotiales, Aspergillaceae. The record is from the annotation of a GenBank genome assembly.
AUGCCGGAGCUGAGCGCCAUCGUUGCCAUAUCGGCCUCUUGUGCGGCUGUGGUCAUCAUCUUCUCAGUGGUGGGAAUUCUGGUGUGGAUAAGGCAUCGCAAACGACGCCGUCUCAUCACCUUGCUGGGGUUGAAUCCGAAAAAUGGACAAGUUGUUCGCGGGCUCCAAUCAUUCCCCAUUGACACAUUGACUGAAUUGAGUCAAGCGGAAGGAAGUGUAUUGUUGGCGCAUGGGCAGCUUCCCUAUGGAAAGCCAACUGAAUGGGGUCAAUUGACAUCGCGCGAAAGUUUGCUUCGCCCAAAAAGCACGUUUGACUCCCCGUUUCCGCUCAGUGAGAAAGCCCAAUCUCUCCGCCGCUCUCUUUCUCGCUCUCAAUCAAGACGUUAUUCAAGGUCUUCCCACAAAAGGCCGAGCUCCUUCGCGACUUCGGGCGCUUCUAGUCAACACCCAAGCCCCCCACCGAAAGGCUCGAUAUCCAGGGACGACGUACCACUGUCAGCAGUCGAAGGAAUUCUUGAAUUGUCAGCUGAGAGGACUCCAACCCAAACGCCUGAGCCACCAGAGAACGAACAAGACAAAGGAUUCCAUCUAGGGAUGCAGCCUAUUCCACCUGCUUGGCCUCUUCCGGGCCAAGGAAACCGCUCAGGUCCCUUUUCCGUAUCUGAUGACGACGAUUCCCCCUGCACCUUCGAUCCACCUUCUAUGGUGUUUGAGGAAUCUCCUCGACGUCUGCGAGGAAUCAGUAUUGCUAGUCAGACGGCAGGUACUAUGCCGGGACAUACAAUCCCACCACCUCCUUUGACUGCAUACCCUCCAGACAGAUUCAGCUAUGCGCGAAACGAUUCUAUUGCACGACUAUCUUCAAUGAGUUUGGACACCACAAACAGCUCGAUCCUGGAUGAUGGUCGAAACGGCCCUCGGUCCGCUGAAUCCGAAUUCGCUUCACCUAGCUUCCCUUCUGGGGGCACCUUCGUUCCUUUCAGCGCCGCCGACGUCGGAGUCAAAGACGGCCGCCGAACUUUCAUCACUACCAAUACCUCGAUUCCCCCAAUGCACAACUUCCCUGUGCGCUCCUCAUCAACCACUGAACCUCGCCACAAACCUGCAUCCGUGUCUCCACGACGGAGUAUGACAACCCGUCAGUACUCAGGUUCCUCAUUUGAUAUGCCAAACAUGCUCCCUCGUCGCACAGAUUCCCUAUCUUCAUCCAACCCUCCAUCCAGACAUGGAUCAUUCCGGUCUGGAACUCCAGUGGGAAGAAUGAACCACUCCGGAUCCCAGCUUUCUCUUACGUCUCAAACCAGCUUCUUUUACAACCCUACGGUGUACGAGGAUGACGAAACUGAGAAUGACCCAUUCUACGUGGGAUCACCUGGAAGCGGUACUUUAUUCCACCCAGUUGGGUCCCCAGGCCGGCAAGCCAACAGCGCCAAACCCCCAAGCCCAAUGCAACGCAGCAGUUCCUCUUUGAGAAUGCCUCCUCCCUCGGCACUCAAGAAUGGCAACUCGGUGCGCAAGGGCCAUCGCCGUCAGAACUGUGUUCGAAUUUCGAUCCAUCCUCCAAUGACCUUCGCCCCAUCCACUGUCGAAGAGGAGCCCGAAGACUACGACAAGAUGGAAGAACUGGACCUGCGUGAGAGUGCGAUCAACGAGCCAAAGAAGAUAUUGCCAGUGUUGCCCCAGCACGCACUGGCCCCCCACAGCUCUUCACGCCGGGGUAAGUACGGUAGUCGAAAUGGCAAACAACCGAGCUUUGGCUCUCUUGGUCCGUUGGUUGAGGAGCCGCAACCCGUCGGCCACGAAAGUCCUUCUCACAAGAGAACCAACGUGCUAUCCACUUCGGCUGCAAACAAGCAGUCAGCCAGAGAUCCUUCUUCUCUUCCCGAACUUGUCACCUCCAUUCCUCAACAUGGAAACCUCAAUGCCGGUGGGCUUUCUCACACCCCCACCCCUGAGCGUGCAACUCCGCUGUGGGAGCUCCAUGAAGCUCCAUCGCCAUCCCGUGAGAACUACCCAAGUGCUGGUGGUCCACGACGAUCCGGAGUCAAAGGCCCACGUAACCAACCCCAAGCCCAUGCACUGCAAAGCCAAUCUACCCCAGUGUCUACCCCAUCUACCGAUACUUUCGCCAACAAUCCUUUCGGUGAUCCCAGCCGGCUACCUCUUAUCACAAGCAUCACUGGUACCGAGGGCAGCGACUGGCGCAAGUCCACGGAUUCAGUCAACCGAGUGAAGGGAGAUGCUCACGGGGCAUUCCGCCGAAGUCACGACUCCAUAAACGCCGUGGAUAAAGGGCUUGGACCCAUCGGCCCUUCGUCUGGAAUCUACAAUUUCCGCCGAUCAUCCUCGAUGAGUAAAGAGGUCACUAUCUUUGAAGACUCGGACCGCACUCCCACUAAGCCCAAGCUGCUCCCGCCGGUGGGCACAUUAACCACGCCUGAGUCCUCACCAACUCACGGCGAAAACAAAAUCCCUCGCUCAUUGCAAGGCAACCAAGCUUUCCCUCCCCCAAACAAUGCACCUCCCACCCCUACUUCGCCCUCACGAGGACUGGCUACUCCGACAAGCAAGAGCCUAGGAAUCGGCAUCGGCACAGCCACUCCCGGCAGUCUUUAUGAUGGCGAUGGGUUCCUGCGUGAAUGA